GUCCUUUGUCUUUGUUAAUUCAAUCAAACAUGGCUGUUCUUACUUUGUUCUUCUGCCAUUUAUAAUAUUACUAUUUCAGUAUUAUUAAUCAGGAUUACGUAUUGAUCUUAAAACUUUUUGUAUUAAUUUUUAUCAGCAGUAUUCGAGUGUGUCGUUCAUUAAUUUCAAAUUUAUUUGGGAGAAAUUAGUUGUUUACUUUAGAUAUAAUAAGCAUUGCAACCUUUUUCAAGCAACCAUGAAGCCUGGUUAUUAUGCCAAAAUUAAAUAUAUAGACGACCACAUUCAAGGAGUACUCCCAGUAACACAAAUAUUGGAAAUGCAAUCAAACCCCGAAAAUGUUCAGUUUGACAAAGAUGGCAUAUAUACAGUUAUGUGGCAAGAUGAUAAAAUUCCAAAAGCCAUUGAAGUGGGAAUCCAAAUUGCUGACAUAAAAUGGUUGAAAACUUAAGACGAUUUAAAGGAGUUUGAAAAAAAGAGGUGUUUUUAGUGUCCUUAACCAGUCUAUUAUAGACAGAUAUUAUGACUCUGAAGAUAAAGAUUCAUGUGACAGUAACAAUGAUAAUGAAAAUGGUAUAAACCAAAAUAAUACUCCACCAAAAUUAAAUGUAAAAAAAAAAGUGAAGAAAGAUACGAAAGAGCAAGAAUUGAAUGUACGAAAAAAGAUAUACGACAAAGAGCUUCAAGAUAACCUUUUAAAAAUUAAAGAACAACAAUUUACCAAUGCACCAACUUUGUUAAUAAGCAAUGAAAAAAUAGAUCAUACAGUUAAAAAGAAACACAGUGCUGUACAAGGGAAUUCAUAUGAUUUCAACGUAGGAACUAAAGAUUCAAAAAAAAAUAGCUUCGAAAAUACAAUUCGAAACUUGAGAAAAGAAAAUGUAGAUUUACAAAUACAGCAAAUAAAAUUACAAAAUACAAUUGAUCUACUUAACCAGCGCUUAGAAACCUACAGAAUCAUUAAUGAAAGGUUGCAGAUAAAAAAUUUGCAUUUAGAAGAAACAUUGAAAUUAAUUGAUGAAACAAAAACAAAAAACUAUGAACAAAAACCAUAUGAGAUUGACAUGACGGCAAUAAGCAACACGUCGACUCCGACAAAAAUGUUGCAUAUUGACAUUACAAAGAAAAAUAAAGAUCCUGAAUAUGCUAAGUCGAAUGUAGAUGAUUAUUGUGCAGCUUCACACGACAAUAAUAUAAAAAUAUCCUCAAAUGAUGAAUCUGAAGUUGUCGAUGAAUUUAAUGAUUCACAAUUAGAUGACUCAAUUGAUCUUGCAUCGAUGAAAAAGCCACAUCUGGAAGUGAAACGAAAAUUAGAUUUCAAAGAUGAAAAGUCUCUGAUACCAGAAAAAAGAUCAAAAGAUAGGAGUAUAUCAACAUCCAUAGAGAAUGAAGAAACUCGCGAUUCGGGUAUUUCAGAUUAUACAAAUUUUGAUUUUCACCAAGCAGACAAACCAAAAAAGAUCUCUCAUCAACAUACUAGCGAAAAAUCUAAUGAUGAUGAUGAGAAUAGUCAGAUCAGUAUUCCCGAUGAAAUGUCAACAUGUUUUUCCAACUUUGGCCACAAAGAAAACAUUACCAAUAAUGAUGGAGUUACGACAACGUACAUAUUUUUGAAUGAAAGUUUCAAAAUAUUAUACGACGAUUGGAAAAAUUUCCUUAGUGUAAAAGAUGCCAGUAAAUUUACGAAGCACAUUCUUAGAGCAAUGAACACAAAAGAUAAUGGAUCUUACGUAGAGGAGCUGAGCAGAAGAUGCAUAGCUGCAGACAAACCUUCAUUCACGCCAAGAGGAGUGAAUCGAAGGAUUCCAAUCACGCCGUUAGAACACAUGACAAUAGAUAAAUGUUUAUCUUAUUUUUGUCAAAAGAAACUGAAACUUAAUAAAGAAGCGACAAAGAAGGUAACAGCGAAGAAAAAUAGCUUCAUAACUGAAGACAUCAACACAUGUAUAAAAAAAAUGAAAAAGUUAAAUGAAUCAUAAUUAUUCUAAGUAAUACUUUCUUAUGUACUGAUCUUACUAAACUUCUUCAUUUCCUUCGUUACUUCCUCCCUUUACUAAACUUAACACUCUUCCGGUCAUGGAUUUUGUUCGAACUUCUCCUACGGCCUUCAUUUGUAUAGAAAUAUAAUAACUUCGAAGGAUUCUGUUCAUGGGCUAUUAAAUAAUUAAAAAAAAUUGUUUCGAAACGAAAAAAGGCUACAGACCACGCCUGAGCAAAAUCCAUGCCCAGAAGAUCUGGUUACCGCUUGUUAGUUUACACGUACAAAGAAUCAUUAUGUA
Molecule: messenger RNA, 2276 nt
Organism: Phymastichus coffea
Lineage: Eukaryota; Metazoa; Arthropoda; Insecta; Hymenoptera; Eulophidae
Exons: 8
Coding region: 1062-1976 (304 amino acids)
Source: RefSeq, a predicted model, not a curated record